AUGCUGUUCUGGGGAAGUUUUAAAAUAAUGAAGUGGAGGCAGCUUUUCUGGAUUGCAUUCUGUGUUGUGAAGUUGUCUGGCACCGCUGCUGACAGCCCGACGGAUGCCCCGGCUCCAACAGCCCCGGCCACGGAGACAGAACUGAGCGGAACCGGCAGCUUGGCAGCCACCGGCGCCCUGGGCAGCGCCACGCCGACACCAGAAAGCCCCGACACAGACGGACCCGCUGCAGUCAGCCCCAGCUCCCCAGGGCUCAGCAGUGUUCAGACAAGCCCACAGCCAAGCUCACAGCCCAGCAGAGCCCCCCCGCAGGUGCUGGGCACCCACCUACCCCCGGAGGAUGCAAGCAGUGGGGUCUCCAUGACACCAACCCCAGAGGUCCACAUCAGCACAACAGAAGCCACCCAAGAAUCCACGCUGGCCCUGCUGAGCUCCACAGCCACCCCUGAGCUGAAGUCUGUCUCAGAGGCCAGCACACAGCCACACGUAGCAAGCAGUGUCCCCAAGCCCAUCACAUGCCACAACGUCAAAGACGUGAGCGACACUGGAGCCAUCUGCUUGCGCCUCAACGAGUCCAACACCUGCAAACAAUUUUUAGAGAUGAAGGGAUCGGACUUGUGGAGUGCAAUAUGUGAGGAGAGCACCCGCCCCGUUCCCUCCCCCUGCCACAUUAAACUCGCUAAGUCUGAGGUGGACCACGACUGUCUGCUCCUCAUCCUCGUCAAUGAGACAGAUCCUGCUACAGAUAUGCUCCAGGAGUCUCACUGGGAAAAGUUCGGAAUAAAAUCCCUUCAGCGAGGGAGCGUGAGGAGCCACCAGGACUUUUCUCGGAAGACCCUGACUGCUUUGGUCACUUCUGGCCUCUUACUGGCGUUCCUGGGCAUGGCCGGAUACUUCCUGAUGAAGCGGCGGAGCUGGAGCCCCGCAGGACAGAGGCUGGACGAAGACCAGUACGACAUGGAGAACGGCAGCCAGGGAAGCCCCACGCUGACGGUGGCCGGCCCCGAGCCGCAGGAGAAGCCCAGCCUGAACGGGGCGCAGGAGAACGGCGCCUCCCGCAACGGCCGCUCCGCCGGGCAGCGCGGCCUCGCCGACACCCCGAUGUGA
Cygnus atratus (black swan) is the source of this 1107-nucleotide messenger RNA. RefSeq names its product CD34 molecule (gene CD34). The record is from RefSeq and is a predicted model, not a curated record. The transcript has 8 exons. Gene Ontology annotation, biological process: cell-matrix adhesion. Gene Ontology annotation, cellular component: membrane. NCBI's taxonomy places the organism in Eukaryota, Metazoa, Chordata, Aves, Anseriformes, Anatidae. Bases 1 to 1107 code for a protein of 368 amino acids.